GGAAUCGGCUAUGUAAAAGGAGACUUUUUUUUUUUUUUUUUUGGUGGCGGUGGAGGUUGGGUGCGUUGGAAAAAUGAAGGAUGCGGGACGCAGCUAUCUCUUGGAACCGAACGCAGUGGAUAAACUGAUUGUGCAAGAGAGAAGGAAGAAUGAAGGUUUUUCUUGUGAGACCUGGAUCUUAACACACAUGUGUAUAUGUGCACACAGGGAGCAUUGAAAAAUGAAAUAAACCAGUGUCAGACCCUCGGGGGUUGAUGUAUUCUGACAUAAAUAAAUAACCAUAAAAACAGCGACCCCUCCCCUCCCCAAAAGGAUGAUUGGAAAUGGAGAACCUUGGAUCCACAAAGAAAAGUAUGUGCUUUUUUUUUUUUUUUUUUCUAUAAAGGAGAAAGUAAGCCAAGGAGAUAUUUUUGGCAUGAAAAGUUUGGGGCUUUUUUAGGAAAGUAAAGACCUGAUAUGGUGGUGUUUUCUUUUUGAAUUUCCCACAAGAGGAGAGGGAAUUAAUAAUACAUCUGCAAAGAAAUUUCGGAGAAGAAAAGUUGACCGCGGCAGAAUGAGGCAUUGAUUGGGAGAGAGAAGCCAGCAGAGGACAGUUGGAUUUGUGCCUAUGUUGACUAAAAUUGACGGAUAAUUGCAGUUGGAUUUUUUCUUCAUCAACCUCCUUUCUCCCCCCCAACCCCCCCCCCUUUUUUUUUUCUUUUUGGUGUCAAGAUCAUGCGUUUUUCCACUUGUUCUUAACCACCUGGAUAUCCAUCUGGAUGUUGCUGUGAUCAGUCUGAAAUACAGAGGUCUUGGAAGUCACUCUGUUGGAACCAACAUCCUUGUGAAUUUUCUGCAGAUUAUUUGAACUCCAGAAGGACCAACACCAGAUAAAUUAUGAAUGUUGAACAAGAUGACCUUACAUCCACAGCAGAUAAUGAUAGGUCCUAGGUUUAACAGGGCCUUAUUUGACCCCCUGCUUGUGGUGCUGCUGGCUCUUCAACUUCUUGUGGUGGCUGGUCUGGUACGGGCUCAAACCUGCCCUUCCGUCUGCUCCUGCAGCAACCAGUUCAGCAAGGUGAUUUGUGUUCGGAAAAACCUACGUGACGUUCCAGAUGGCAUCUCCACCAACACCCGGCUGCUGAACCUCCAUGAGAACCAAAUCCAGAUCAUCAAAGUGAACAGCUUCAAACACUUGAGGCACCUGGAAAUCCUACAGUUGAGUAGGAAUCAUAUCAGAACAAUCGAAAUCGGGGCCUUCAAUGGUCUGGCAAACCUCAACACGCUGGAACUCUUUGACAAUCGUCUUACGACCAUCCCGAAUGGAGCUUUUGUAUAUUUGUCUAAACUGAAGGAGCUCUGGUUGCGAAACAACCCCAUCGAAAGCAUCCCCUCUUAUGCUUUUAACAGAAUCCCUUCUUUGCGCCGGCUAGACUUGGGGGAAUUGAAAAGGCUUUCAUACAUCUCAGAAGGUGCCUUUGAAGGUCUGUCUAACUUGAGGUAUUUGAACCUUGCCAUGUGCAACCUCCGGGAAAUCCCUAACCUCACGCCACUCAUAAAACUAGAUGAGCUGGAUCUUUCUGGGAAUCAUCUGUCUGCCAUCAGACCUGGCUCCUUCCAGGGGCUGAUGCAUCUUCAGAAACUGUGGAUGAUACAGUCCCAGAUUCAAGUGAUUGAACGGAAUGCCUUUGAUAACCUUCAGUCACUGGUGGAGAUCAACUUGGCACACAACAAUCUGACAUUGCUGCCUCAUGACCUCUUCACACCCUUGCAUCAUCUAGAGCGGAUACACUUACAUCACAACCCCUGGAACUGUAACUGUGACAUCCUGUGGCUCAGCUGGUGGAUAAAAGACAUGGCCCCCUCCAAUACGGCUUGUUGUGCCCGGUGUAACACCCCUCCCAACCUGAAAGGGAGGUACAUUGGGGAGCUUGACCAGAAUUAUUUCACAUGCUAUGCUCCUGUCAUUGUGGAACCCCCAGCAGACCUCAAUGUCACUGAAGGCAUGGCAGCUGAGCUGAAAUGUCGGGCCUCCACGUCCCUAACCUCCGUAUCUUGGAUUACUCCAAACGGAACAGUCAUGACACAUGGGGCGUACAAAGUGCGGAUAGCCGUGCUCAGCGAUGGCACGUUAAACUUCACGAAUGUAACCGUGCAAGAUACAGGCAUGUACACAUGUAUGGUGAGUAAUUCCGUGGGAAACACCACCGCUUCAGCCACCCUGAAUGUUACUGCAGCAACCACCACCCCGUUCUCUUACUUCUCAACCGUCACGGUAGAGACUAUGGAACCUUCUCAGGAUGAGGCACGGACCACAGAUAACAAUGUGGGUCCCACUCCAGUGAUCGACUGGGAGACCACUAAUGUGACCACCUCCCUCACGCCACAGAGCACAAGGUCAACAGAAAAGACAUUCACCAUCCCUGUGACUGAUAUCAACAGUGGGAUCCCAGGAAUUGAUGAGGUCAUGAAGACUACCAAAAUCAUCAUUGGCUGUUUCGUGGCCAUCACACUCAUGGCAGCAGUGAUGCUGGUCAUUUUCUACAAGAUGAGGAAGCAGCAUCAUCGGCAAAAUCAUCAUGCCCCAACGAGGACUGUUGAAAUCAUUAAUGUGGAUGAUGAGAUUACAGGAGACACACCCAUGGAAAGCCACCUGCCCAUGCCUGCGAUUGAGCAUGAGCACCUCAAUCACUAUAACUCUUACAAAUCUCCUUUCAACCACACAACAACAGUUAACACAAUAAAUUCAAUACACAGUUCAGUGCAUGAACCGUUAUUGAUCCGGAUGAACUCUAAAGACAAUGUCCAAGAGACUCAAAUCUAAAACACUGACAGUUACAGAAAACAAACAAUCAAAAAAAAAAAAAAAGACAGUUUAUUAAAAAUGACACAAAUGACUGGGCUAAAUCUACUGUUUCAAAAAAGUGUCUUUACAAAAAAAAACAAAAAAGAAAAGAUUUAUUUAUUAAAAAUUC
Molecule: messenger RNA, 2954 nt
Organism: Dama dama (fallow deer)
Lineage: Eukaryota; Metazoa; Chordata; Mammalia; Artiodactyla; Cervidae
Gene: LRRC4C
Product: leucine rich repeat containing 4C
Exons: 3
Coding region: 881-2803 (640 amino acids)
Biological process (GO): regulation of axonogenesis; synaptic membrane adhesion; modulation of chemical synaptic transmission
Cellular component (GO): plasma membrane; postsynaptic density membrane; glutamatergic synapse
Molecular function (GO): cell-cell adhesion mediator activity
Source: RefSeq, a predicted model, not a curated record